UUUCACUCACCCGCGAUUGCCGGAGGGUAGCGGUCGCGUCUCUAACCCCCGCGCGAACUUUUCUUCGCGUACCGAAUUACGUUCGAAGUUUGAAUUGAUUACGAACGAGUGUGAACUUUGUACCGGUGUGUGUGGUGAAUUUUAUUAAUAAUUAGUUUUCGAUGAGAAGCGUUUAGUGUUAAAAGAUGUGCCGAGCUCUCGCAUCCCUAAAAGAGCCGCCAAGCUGAUAAAAUCUGCGAAUUCAAUAAGCACUGGCUGAAAAGGACAUGGUAGAAACCAGCGAAUAGGUUUUUGCACAAAAGAUAGAAAAAGAAAAAUAGAGAGUUUAUAAAAAGGACGCACGAGUCGUGCCGCGGCAGUCGCGCAGGCGGCGCCGCGCGGUUCGGUUGUGGCUCGCUGGCGCUGCUGGUGGCUGGUGGCCGGCGUGGGAGUCGCCGGCGCGCAGCGCAGCCCGCUCGGCUGGGCCAUGGGCAGCUCACAGCGAUUGGCCGCCGUAGCGGCCGUCUCGCACGCGAGACACUACUACAACCACACACAGACUGAUACAACACAACCGGAGAACACUCACACAGUCAAUAUAUUUUUCGUCAGUAUAACGUUAUGCGGCGUGUUGGUGGCCGUGUGCGCCGCGUGCUGGCGACGCUCGUCACAUCCAGACAAGCCAGAGAACGUCACCGAGUGCCGCGGGGUGUAUAUUGUGAGCGCUGACCCUGCCUUCGCCCAGGCCCAUGUGGACACCGCCCUGCCUGGACCCCCGCCCGCGUACGAAACGGUGGUCGAGGGCCCCUUGCAUCAUGAAGAUUGUAUUAACGAUCUAAAGGAGGUGGUCACGGAGCCAUGCCCUCAGUGCCAGCACUCAUCGGGAUGCGACACCGAGUUGCCGUCGUACGAAGCAGCAGUCAUGCUUCGAGACACCAAGUUAUAAAAUGCCUUGUACUAGACGUAAUGUAGUUUUACUAAGCCCCUUGCAUUUAUUGAAGGGUAUUUUGAACAAUAUAGUUUAUAAUCAAAGCACUGCUGGAAUUUUAUAUUAAUCGUAAAUAUGUGUGAAAUUAAUAAUGUCGGUUGCAGAUGAAAAACUAAGCGAAGUUUGGCUCGUAUAGUCGUGAUAUUUUUCCAUACUUGUGUGCACUGUUAUGUAAACCAAGUGUAGCUUUCUCAGCCACGCUAGCUAAGCCAAGCUAAGCUUAGUUCUCGAUCUGCUACCUACAUAACACUAAACACGGACGCCUAAUAUAUUUUAGUGAAGAUAUAUAUGAUGUAAUACUGUAGUGAGUGGAAUAGCACUAAUCGAUGUUAUGCUUAACACAUGGUAGAAAAGGGCUCAGACUUUCCGACAUCCGUAGUGAAAGUUUUUAAAUAUUUUUAGUCGUAUAUUUUCGUGUGUUGAUCCUUUCUGUGAGGCACGGUGCGCCAUUCAUCAAAACUGUCAGAUAGCCCGUCUGAGGAUUUGAAACUACGCGCACUGAAUUUACACGAUGGAAGCGAUAGCGCGUGACCUGUAUCAUAUCUGAGGAUGGAUUUGUGUAUCGUAGACCUUAACAGUUAAAAGUAGAAAGAGGCGAAGUUUUUUUGCUCCUUAUACAGCUGUGGAUUGCGGAUAUCAAUAUUUUAUGAUAUGCCACUGCCAAGGGUGCACCUGCCUUAAACAUAUCUCGCAUUGCCUUAUGACAGUAGCAACAAAUAAGCACAGAAUUCUCCGCUUUAAGUUUUGUCAAAUCUGUCACCUUACCUUAUCUAUUUAAAUGAACUAUAUUAUGUUCUUAUAUUAUAUUUUAUGUAAGAAAGGUAAUAAUUUGUUUUUUCAGUAUGGGAAGUAGAUGUCGUCACUCAUUUUUUUUAUUUCAUUAUUAGAGAAACAGUACGCGUAAUAAACAAUAACUGUAUUGUCAUAUUUAUAAAUGAUAAGUAUUUAGACUAUAUUCAGUUAACUUUAUAUUUACUUGACAUAUUUUUUUUAUUAAAAUUAAAUAACUUAUCAUCAUAUUUCCAGUAAAUUAUAACAUAGCCAUUUUAAUCCUGUUUUUUUUCGCUUAUACGUUUUGUUUCAUCUUCUGUAUACUAAUGUUGGUUCCUGUAAGAUCUGCUGUAACACCAAGUAUUAUUAUAUUUUAAUCUGUUUAGAAAAGCUGAAACAUGUUUUGAUCUCAUAUUAAUAUUUGAAUUUUUAAUUAAAAAAAUACGAUAUGUAUGUUACAAUUUAAUUUCUACCUUUUUGUAUACACAUAUUAUUUGACUUAAAAUAUCUUAUGAAGGGAGAAAACAUUUUUUUGUGUUCCCCUACACAAAUUACAUAAUAGUGUUAUUAGUAAUAUUGUAACAUAACUAUAGGAAUGUAACAGUUCAGAUCAAGUCUUAUGACUAGACUAAGUAUAAGUUAUGAGCCUAAAUAACCACAAUAAAUAUUAACAUUAAUAUUGUAUGUGUUUAAUUUUAAGUUUUGUUACCAUCGCCAUAGCUGCUUAUAUUCGACAAACGUCAAAAUAAUUGAGCAGUCCAUGAUCGGUUUGAAGUUAGUCCAUUCAUCCGGGUUGUACUACUUUACGUAACGCGUUCCGUAGCUACGUUCACGUCGGUCGUAAAGUUUAAUGUGAACUGUCAGGCCAUAGUAAGCUAGGCAUUUAUAGGUCAAAAUACUUUUGCAUGAUGUUAAAUAGCUUAGAACUAUAGAAAGCGGCUGCAAGCAUGUUUUACAAAUAAAUAAAUAAAGAAAUUGUAUUAGGGGCCAUACAUAAAUUACGUCAAAUGAA
Molecule: messenger RNA, 2750 nt
Organism: Manduca sexta (tobacco hornworm)
Lineage: Eukaryota; Metazoa; Arthropoda; Insecta; Lepidoptera; Sphingidae
Exons: 5
Coding region: 467-925 (152 amino acids)
Source: RefSeq, a predicted model, not a curated record